GUAGUGUGGGCUUUUGUGUGAGCGGGGAAGGUCGAACUGUAGCGGAUCAGCAGGCAGAAUUUUUUUUAAAAGGCAGUGGCCAGCAGGAGCCGGGCACUCAAUAAUCCCCCGAUUCUAAUUCUGACCACGGAGAUUUGUUGCCCAUGCUAACCAGCUAAUUAAAAAUAAGUUGCUGACAGUACGGAGGAGAGUUUUUGAAGUGUACAAUACACCCCUAUAUUUGCGGGCGAGAGUUUGCUUCAUCACUGCAACAAAAAAAAUCUUAGCGUGGGAGUUAAUGGGGGAAGAGAAAAAUGCAGCGAGAGCUUUAGGGUUCGCUUUUAAAAAUACAAAUCUCUGACUGAUUUGCUUUUUUUUGUUUCGGAACUCGCUAGGUUGAGAGUCAAGGGGGGAACAUUAAGUGGAAGUGUCACCAAAAGGGACUUUUAAUCUGCGGAAGUUUAGUUUCUCUGUUUGCUGGGAGAAGCGAGGCAAUUGCAGCCACCGCCACCGGUGCCUUAGUUGCUCAGUGAGCCGGGGCUUCAGCUAGCUUGCCGGGCGCCCGCGCCCGCUUUAUCUUCCUUCUCCCGAGUGAUGCUUUGUUUUGCGGUAUCUGUCCGAAAAUCCUCCUAAGCACCAUGAGCAUGGCCAACGACACAUACGCAUUUGUAAAAGACAUUAAGCCAGGAAUGAAAAAUUUAAAUGUCGUCUUUAUUGUUCUGGAAAUAGGUCGAGUUACCAAAACUAAAGAUGGACAUGAAGUGAGGUCGUGCAAAGUAGCCGAUAAAACUGGCAGCAUCACUAUUUCAGUUUGGGAUGAGGUUGGAGGUCUAAUACAGCCCGGGGAUAUCAUUCGCUUGACAAGAGGUUAUGCUUCAAUGUGGAAAAAUUGCCUGACGCUAUAUACAGGGAGAGGAGGCGAUCUUCAAAAAAUUGGAGAGUUUUGUAUGGUAUAUUCAGAAGUACCCAACUUUAGUGAACCUAAUCCAGAUUACCUGAACCAGAUGAACCAAACAAACAAAGUUGCACAAAGUGAACAUAGAAACAAUUCUGCUCCUAGUCAGUUGGCUACAAAUGGACAAAUGCAAACAGGAAAUGGCCCACAAAGUGCGCCAUUGCUGGGGGGGCAUCUCCCAUCAAGCAAUUGCCACCAGCAGCAACAGAACCCUAACUUUGCAGGUGCUGGAAGAAACAAUGGACGGGGACCAGUAGUUCAGCCACAGAUGACUCUAGCUCAAGGAUCUGCAACUGUCGCCACUGUUAGCAAUGGAAGAGACCCACGCAGAGCAUUUAAAAGAUGACCUGUGCCAUAUGUAUAUACCACCUUGUUCAGUUCUGCACCCUACUUGAAGCCACUUGAUGCACUUUUAUUUUUUAUAUAACUUGUUUGUGUGUUUGUUGUAACUCUCCAUCGUUUGAGGUGGGGGUUUGAACUGUAAAACAUCUGACUCCUUAACUACUGAAGUGUCUUGCAGUAUUGGAGCUGCACAGGACUUCAUAGCUUUUACGGUCUGGAAAUGAGUUGCAAAAGUAGAGGUGCUUAUGUUGAGAGCAGCAAGGGGAGAAAAGUGAAUUUUAGGUUUAAAAUAUCAAUAAAAUGCAAUUAAAUUACGAUAGUGUGCAGCGAAGGGUAUUUCACCUGUGCUGUGAUCAGCAGUGUUGAUGGAUUGAAUCUUGAAUGUAAGUAUUAAAUUUAUACUAAAGAUUUACUCCCUCAGGUUGCUAUGUCAUUGACAGGUGACAGUGGAAAUUUGCUUGGCAUUGGACUAUGCAGAUUUGAAGAGUUGGGGUUUAAUCUAGUCUCUGUUGCCAGUGGGGCAAGAUCAUGAUACAGCUUGUAUCCCUUGGAGAAGGAAGUGAAUGACCCUGAACUUGUCCACACGGUGACUUGUGCCAGAAGAAAGCAUAAUGAUUAGAAGGUACAUCCAGCCAGGCUUAAUUGAAUAGCCUAUACAAUGAAAUGAGGAAUGUCUAACACAAGUACAAUAUGGCUCAAGUCUACCAGUGUCCCCUAACAUAAGCCCCUAAUAUACCAGGGGUGAGGGUAACAAAAUGAAAAUACUAGUACUCUUUGAAAGUAGCCAGCUGUAGAUCAGAACAAAAGCUGGAUGUCGCAUACCUGCAAUACAUGAAAAUACACCAAUGCAGACUGACAUUUAGAUCUGCCUACAUCAAGGACAUAUAAAUAUUUGUGCAAUAAAUGUUUCUGCUUGAUGUGUGUAAGUGGUGUUACACAAAUCAACUGUAUAUGUUUAUAUAAAGUGCCAGUCUUUGUACACAAAGCAGAAAAAAAAUUAGUUGAGAGAACUCGCGAUUUAUCCAUUGGAGUUCAAAGCUGCUUUCAGCUCAAUAUAUUUUAUAUAAAGAUUCAUUUGAAUGUGAAAUGUUCAAACCGUGCUUUACACGUUUGCGAGCUGACACUAUUGGUACUACACAAUUGAAUGGCAUUCUGAGAGCAGUCAUCUUUAAGUUAGAUUAAAACUCUUGCCUGCUGAAUGUAGAGCACCAAUUGAAGACUAGGACAAUCUGACUAGAAUUUCAGUCAACCAAUGUUGUCGUUGUCUGAAAGCUUGAGUGCACCCCAGCUUCUCUUGCCCACAAUACAACUGUGACUACAGUCCAAAGAAACUUCACUGGGUGAGAAGUGCCACUACUGAGAGGCACACUUUACUAAAAUCUGCCUUCCUCUGCAGAGGCUCUUAGGCACCAUAAAGUGCAAUUUGCUUGUUUUUAUUAAAUUAAUCCAGAAAUGCUUAUUAAGAUGUGCAAGCUCGUAGCUCAUUGAUACCAAAUAAUAAAUCUAGCAAAAGGACAGCUGGAAUAAAUGAGCUUCUGUGGAACAUGGAAAAUCUAGUGAGGUUGAAAUUGGAAUAAUGGAUCUCGCUUAAAUUUAGCCAUUUUAGUAUACUAUACUCUGAAUAGAACAAUUUGAAUAUUUGCCAUAAAUAUAGUAGCCAGGAAUCAAAAUUCAAGCCCCAAGAAUGUAAAAAAAACUUAGCUGCUUGCCAAGUAGGUUUCAAUGUUGGUACCUGUCUCGUUCUAAACAGUAUAUGCCAAAAGUAGUUUUAAGGAAAUCAUUCCAAGUACCUGAAUUGUGAUCAUUCAAUUUGGGGUUAUCAAAUUAGUUUUUGUAGGAGCUGGGGGAAAUAGAUCUGUUUUUCUAUUUUCAGCUGAUUGCUGUAGUCGGUGCCUCACUCCGGUAAGUUACCAAGCACUGCCAGCAGCCGACUGGUUCUUCGUCCAGUUACAGAUAGGUUUUGCCCGUUGCUCUGCGAUCAGUGUUGAGAGCAUUCCUGUCUUAGCUGAAGUCUACUGUCUACUGAAUGGGCACCAAACCAAGCCCCUGUAUCUCAUCAGAAACAGAACGUCUCUCCUAGAAGUUAAAUUGACUUAAAUGCUGUAAAAUAAAUACUUAAUUACUAUGCCAUGUGCAACGAAACGAUCUCGGGAACUUUUAGCUUAGCCUGUACACUUUUACACCUUCAUAUUACAUCAAUGUGAGGGUGUAUAAAGUAGUAAAAACAAGGGUGCGUGGGACUCUCAUCACAAGCUGCGGGACUCUUUAUGUUUAAGCUGAUUUUCAUACCCAAAAUGGGUUGUUAUCAUCUGUUAGGCAGGU
Messenger RNA from Mobula hypostoma (lesser devil ray), 3598 nucleotides. RefSeq names its product SOSS complex subunit B2-like. Gene Ontology annotation, molecular function: DNA binding. Gene Ontology annotation, biological process: mitotic cell cycle checkpoint signaling; response to ionizing radiation; double-strand break repair via homologous recombination. Lineage: Eukaryota; Metazoa; Chordata; Chondrichthyes; Myliobatiformes; Myliobatidae. The transcript is spliced from 6 exons. Bases 618 to 1280 code for a protein of 220 amino acids. Gene Ontology annotation, cellular component: SOSS complex. The record is from RefSeq and is a predicted model, not a curated record.